CUCAAUAACAAUACUAGCUGCAUCCACCUGCAUUCCUUUCUUCUGGAAGAGAUGGUCCUCGCUUCCCAGUUGAUCUUCUUCACCUGCAUCUGGAUCACAUUAAUAUCAAAUGCUUUUGCUACUUCUCACACCAAGAAGACCUCUCACCGGUGCUCCACUUCAGUGAAACACACCCGCAAACAAGAAGCUAGAAUGAGGAAGGAUGACAGUACCAAAGUGAGGCCCCUGAAAUAUAAGCAACUCCUCCACAUAGAGGACCAUGAUUUUGCAAUAAGACCUGGAUUUGGAGGGUCCCCAGUGCCAGUAGGUAUAGAUGUCCAGGUUGAAAGCAUUGACAGCAUUUCAGAAGUUAACAUGGACUUUACAAUGACUUUUUACCUCAGGCAUUACUGGAAAGAUGAGAGGCUCUCCUUUCCUAGCAAAACAAAUAAAAGCAUGACCUUUGACCACAGAUUGAUCAAAAAGAUUUGGGUGCCUGACAUCUUUUUCGUCCAUUCUAAAAGAUCCUUCAUCCAUGAUACGACUGUGGAGAACUUCAUGCUGCGCAUCGACCCUGAUGGAAACGUCCUCUUCAGUGUCAGGAUAACGGUUUCGGCCAUGUGCUUAAUGGAUUUCAGCAGGUUUCCUCUUGACACUCAAAAUUGUUCUCUUGAACUGGAAAGCUAUGCCUACAGUGAGGAGGAUCUAAUGCUCUACUGGAGAUAUGGGAACAAGUCCUUAAAUACUGAAGGGCAUAUUUCCCUUUCUCAGUUCUUCAUUGAGGAGUUCAGCGCAUCCAGUGGGUUAGCUUUCUAUAGCAGCACAGGUUGGUACUAUAGACUUUUCAUCAACUUUGUGCUAAGGAGGCACAUUUUCUUCUUUGUGCUAAAAACCUAUUUUCCGGCCAUGUUGAUGGUGAUGCUUUCAUGGGUUUCAUUCUGGAUUGACCGAAGAGCUGUUCCUGCAAGAGUGUCCCUGGGAAUCACCACAGUGCUGACCAUGUCCACCAUCAUCACUGGCGUGAGUGACUCCAUGCCCCAGGUGUCCUACAUCAAGGCUGUGGAUGUGUACUUGUGGGUCAGCUCCCUCUUUGUGUUUCUGUCAGUCAUUGAGUAUGCAGCUGUGAAUUACCUCACCACUUUGGAAGAGCGAAAGCAAUUCAAGAACAGAAGGAAGAUUUCUGGAAUAUAUAAUAUUGAUGCAGUUGAAGCCAUGGCCUUCGAUGGUUGUUACCAUGACAGUGAGACUGACAUGGAUCAGACUUCCUUUUCUUUACACUCAGAAGAGGGCUCUUUGAAAGGACGAGCCACAGGCAGCCCCAGCACAGAUUCAUCUCGCAUAAAGAGAAGAAAAUCCCUGGGAGGUAACAUCGGUAGAAUCAUCCUGGACAACAACCAUGCCAUUGACACCUAUUCUAGAAUUUUAUUUCCCAUUGUAUAUAUAAUAUUUAAUUUGAUUUACUGGGGUAUAUAUGUAUAAAGAGAAGCCUCACUUUUUAUUUUUCUCUCCCUUUUGGGGGGUUGGGGUAGGGAUUGGGGGUCCAAGCCAGGGUACUGCACAUAAGAGGCAAGUGCCGCACCACUGAGCCACAUCCCCAGUGCAAAGAGGAAUUUCUAAUGUACAAAAUCUGUAUUGGUAUCAGAAUAUGUUUAAAAAGCAAACUUGUUGAACAUGAAUUGGACCAUACUAACUUGACCUAGGAGGGAGUCAGUUAUGUCUCCUGGCCUAAAGAAGAUUUAAAAACGGACUGAUUUACAUCUAGGAAAGAGUUCAAAGUCCUAGGAGAAUUUUGAAACAGUAAUGAGAGUGACAGGCAAUUGUAUUUUGGAAAAAACAUUUCCAUAGGGAAGGGCUUUGUAACUAUUUCAUCUGGACCAUUCUUCUCUCUCAAUGAGAAUGUCCUUUAUUCAACCGGAGAAUAAAGUUGGCCUGUGACAUUAAUUCAAGGAUAAAUUUUUAUUUCUUAGUAUCCGCCAAGUGACAGAUUACCUGACAAAGCUAUAUUCUCCUAGGGAAGGACAUCCACAUCAAGCCAGGAGUCUUGUGAAAGACUUCCUUCUCUUUCCUCUAACUACUGAGAUUCAUAUAUUAUGGAGUCCCAAAUGUGGAAAAAAUAUAAACUUCACUCAAUCUUCACUCCUCAUAUUAAAUUAAUACUUCCAUCACCAAUAAAAGGAUCUAACGUUUUUUAGAUGAGGUAUAGCUUUUAUAGCUUUUUUGAGGUCUUUGAUUGAUGA
Messenger RNA from Ictidomys tridecemlineatus (thirteen-lined ground squirrel), 2216 nucleotides. It is a transcript of the gene Gabrr3, whose product is annotated as gamma-aminobutyric acid type A receptor subunit rho3. Gene Ontology annotation, biological process: monoatomic ion transmembrane transport. Gene Ontology annotation, molecular function: transmembrane signaling receptor activity; extracellular ligand-gated monoatomic ion channel activity. Gene Ontology annotation, cellular component: membrane. The record is from RefSeq and is a predicted model, not a curated record. NCBI's taxonomy places the organism in Eukaryota, Metazoa, Chordata, Mammalia, Rodentia, Sciuridae.